Messenger RNA from Lathyrus sativus (Indian pea), 771 nucleotides. The record is from the annotation of a GenBank genome assembly. Lineage: Eukaryota; Viridiplantae; Streptophyta; Magnoliopsida; Fabales; Fabaceae.
AUGUAUAGGGUGAAAGGAACUCUUUUUGGUGCUGAUUUUAUUGUUGUAAGAAGUUGCAUGGAGAUUGAAGGUAAGGCUCUAGAAUCGAUUGAAAAUCAAUCCAAGAAAAAAGUGAUUCCAGUUGGAUUAUUGCCACCUUCACUAGAAUUCAGUGAAGAGAAAAAGGAUGAAAAUUGGGAUACAAUCCUUAAGUGGUUGGAUAAACAGGAAAAACAGUCAGUGGUAUAUGUUGCAUUCGGAAGUGAGGUGACAUUAAGUGAUGAUGAAUUUACUGAGAUAGCUAAAGGAUUGGAAUUAUCUAACUUUCCCUUUCUUUGGAUUGUGAAGAACCAUGAUAAAAAUGAUUUGCUUGUUGAGAAUGAUUCAAAUAAGAAUGGAUUGAUUUGGAAUAAUUGGGCACCACAGUUGAGAAUCUUAUCACAUGAGUCAAUUGGAGGAUUCUUGACACAUUGCGGUUGGAGUUCAGUGAUUGAGAGUCUUCAAGUUGGGUGUCCACUUAUUAUGUUACCUUUCCAUAAUGAACAAGGUUUAGUUGCUAGACUUAUGGAAGAAAAGAUGGUUGGGGUAAAGGUAGAGAGAAAUGAUGAGAAAUUCAGUAGGGAUUCAGUGGCUAAAGCAUUGAGAUUGGUGAUGGUAGAGGCAGAGGGAAAGAGUUAUAGAAGUAAAGCUGAAGAGAUGAGGAAGAUAGUAGGAGACAAGGAGCUGCACCAAAAAUAUACUGAUAAAUUUGUUGAUUAUGUGGAGCUCAAUAUCCCUGCUUCUAAGCAUUAA